ACUUAAAUCUGAUGUAUAAUGUUCCAAUAAAACAUGGUUCUUGUGGUCGGAUUUGAGCUGCUUUAAUCACACAAGCUUUGUAAGGAUGUGAAGAUGGAGGCCUGUGCAACAGUAAAUGAAGACACAUCAAACUCUCUGGAACAAAACACCAAUGUAGAACAACAGAAUGAAGAAAUUCCGAAGACCACUGUCAAAGAGGAAGUACCUGACCUCUGUGGAGGGACAUCAAGCUGUCUGGCCAAUAUCAGCCCCAUGGACCAACAAAAUGAAGAGAUUCUAAAGGUGAUGGUCAAAAAGGAAGAAUCUGAAGAUGACAGCUUCCUUUACUGUGAGGAGUGCAGAUCCUUCUUCAUCAGCGAGUGUCAGGUUCAUGGUCUGCCUCUCUUUAUUCCUGAUAACCCUGUCCUUAUGGGGGUCACAGACCGAGCCAAACAAACCAUUCCCCCUGGUCUAGAGGCUCGGGAGUCCAAUAUUCCUGAUACAGGUCUAGGAGUGUUUAAUAAAGGGGAGACUGUUCCAGUUGGUGCACAUUUUGGACCCUAUGAGGGAGAACUGGUAGAACAAGAAGAAGCCAUGAACAGUGGAUACUCCUGGGUGAUAUAUAAGAGUGGGAACUUUGAGAAAUACAUAGACGCCAAAAAAGAGACCCAUUCUAACUGGAUGAGGUUUGUGAAUUGUGCUCGUAAUAAUGAGGAGCAGAAUCUGGUAGCAUUCCAAUUUCAAGGGUCUGUUUUUUACCGUUGCUGUCGACCCAUUGAACCAGGACAGGAACUCUUGGUGUGGUAUGAGGAGGAGUAUGCCAGAGGUGUUACAUUUGAUUACCUGUGGAAAAAAAAGUGUUCAGCAAAUGUAAGUCAUCAAUCAAUAACACAUUCAUCAGCAAUGGAGCAACUUUUGUUCAUACUCAUUGUCACAGGUGUUGUACAGGUUGUCCUGUCUGUCCCUCGUAAGUAUUAUCUUAUCCAGCAGGGAAAGACAUGGACAGAUGCCCUGACUUACUGCAGAACCUACCACAAUGAUCUAGCCACCUUCGAAAGUAAUGCUGACCUAGUUAAACUUCAAAGUGUAGCUCAGGAACAACAGUUCACUUCCAACGCUUGGAUUGGGCUGUACGAUGACAUCAAUAGCUGGCGCUGGUCCAUGGGAAAUGAGCCACUAGGGACCGAGACCAUGUGGGAGCCCGGGCAGCCUGACAACGGAAAUGGUGAUCAAAGCUGUGUACUGACAACUUUUGCUACUUGGUAUGAUGCACCAUGUUCACUUCCUAGAAGAUUUGCAUGCAUUGAUGGCAAUAAAACUGGCAAUGAUAGAUUUGUUUCCUACACUACUUCGGUUACUUGGUUUGAAGCGCAGAGUUACUGCAGGCAGUUUCACACUGAUCUGGUCACCAUACGAGACUCAAACGAAGCCUCAUAUAUAAACAUAUUAAGUCAAGGGUGGGGUGUUUGGAUUGGCCUGUUCAGAGAUACCUGGAAAUGGUCAAACCAGACCAACUUUACCACUAUUCCAUGGGCAACUGGAGAACCUAAUAACGGCAUGGGACAUGAAGACUGUGGUUUCAUUAAUAAUGCUCUGGCUGGUGAUGCACAAUGUUCUCUUGUUCAACCUUUCUUUUGUUUUGGAGUAAUCACAGGACAGAUUCAGAUUAUCAGGUUGAAGAUUCAGUCGGAUCAGAAUAUGAACGACCCUGCACUCCUGGCUGCAAUUCUGGACAAGAUCCAGCAGAAACUGAUGGCGGGUGGAAUGGCCAUGAACAUUACAGUGAAAUUCAGAGCGCAAUCUGAUGUAGUAUUUCACAAGCUGGGCCAAAAAAGUAAUGGUACAGUUGCAAAUAAGUGCAACAUAACAUUUUUCCCCUAAAUAUUUAGCUCAAGCUCUGUACUUUUAUGGUGCAUUAGACUGAUUUAGUGUGUAGUGUGGUUACAGAGGAAAAGUAAAUUAUAAGUAGUGUAAUAGUGACAGAUUAUGCAAAAAUACAAAAUUUGAAUCGUGAGACACAUUUUGCUUUUUCUGUGUUGCUGAGCAGGAGGAAUCCGAGACCACUUCUUUAUCUUAAACAUGAAUUAUUAAAAAAGCAUUUUUGAUACUGUUGGUUUAGUUGCACGAGGUACAGCAACAUGAUUAGUCUUAUUGUUAUUCUUUAGUACAGAACUUUUACAAUUUCAGACAUGAGAACCUGGCUUAUUUAUUUAUAAUUUAGGUGUGUAAUGUAGUAUAUAAUACCGUCAGUGCUAAUCUUUU
Molecule: messenger RNA, 2241 nt
Organism: Trichomycterus rosablanca
Lineage: Eukaryota; Metazoa; Chordata; Actinopteri; Siluriformes; Trichomycteridae
Product: histone-lysine N-methyltransferase PRDM9-like
Exons: 11
Coding region: 94-1860 (588 amino acids)
Biological process (GO): regulation of gene expression
Cellular component (GO): nucleus
Molecular function (GO): protein binding; histone methyltransferase activity
Source: RefSeq, a predicted model, not a curated record